Molecule: messenger RNA, 1912 nt
Organism: Papilio machaon (common yellow swallowtail)
Lineage: Eukaryota; Metazoa; Arthropoda; Insecta; Lepidoptera; Papilionidae
Gene: Cht2
Product: probable chitinase 2
Exons: 10
Coding region: 125-1723 (532 amino acids)
Biological process (GO): carbohydrate metabolic process; chitin catabolic process
Cellular component (GO): extracellular region
Molecular function (GO): chitin binding; chitinase activity
Source: RefSeq, a predicted model, not a curated record
CUCCACAGUCGCUUAGAAUGUCGCAACGAAGCGACGUCCAUUUCUAAAAUAAUAGUUUUAAUACUUAAAGCUUUCUUUAUUCUAUUUCCUAUCACAGUGUACAUUUUUUUUUAAAUUAAUUAUAAUGGUGAAAUUAUUAUGGAUCGCAUUUCUAAUUGGAAUGGUGUCCGUUUUGGAUGGACAAACCUUGGGCGGUCCAAUGCACGGUAAAGUGGUGGUCUGCUACAUCGGCACGUGGGCGACAUACCGUCCGGGCGACGGUCAGUUCGACCUAGAACAUCUGGAGCCCUCACUUUGCACACACAUCGUCUACUCCUUCGCAGGACUUGAUGAGACUACGUUGGGAAUUAAGAGUUUAGAUACUUGGCAUGACUUGGAAAAGAACAACGGCAGUUCAGGCUACCGAGGCCUCGUGGCGUUGAAGAGGCGCUACCCUCAUCUCAAGGUCACCAUCGCUAUCGGCGGCUGGAAUGAGGGCUCCAGAAAGUUUUCUACUAUGGCAGAAACAGCAGAGAAUAGAGCCAAGUUUAUUAAGAGUGUUCUCGUCUUUCUUGACGUAUACAAAUUCGACGGACUCGACUUGGACUGGGAGUACCCGGCGAAGAGAGACGGCAGGCCUAUUGAUAGAGCUAACUUUGUUUUACUAGUAAAGGAACUGAAAGAAGCUUUCGAGCCCAAAGGCUACCUACUGACAGCUGCGCUCGGUGCGGGCAAAGAGACGAUGGACGCAGCUUACGACAUGCACAAGCUGAGUCGUUACCUAGAUUUCAUCCACAUGAUGUGCUACGAUUACCACGGCACUUGGGACGGUGUGGUCGGUGCUAACGCGCCACUUAGAGGCACUAGCGAUGAUGAUGUACUCAGUGUGGAAUACACUAUUAAGUACUUGUUAGAGAACGGCGUCAGUCCCUACAAAAUGGUUCUCGGGGUGCCAUUGUAUGGCCGUACCUUUAUUCUCAACAAUGAUGCCCAAGAUAUUGAAUUCGGACGCACGCCUGUUCAGCAAACUGGUUUCAAAGGACCGUAUACAAGAGAGGCUGGCUUCAUGGGAUAUAACGAGAUCUGUAUGGAAAUAACGAACAAAUCAUCAAAAUGGACUCACCACUGGCACGAUCAAUCCGCCACUCCAUACUUACGUGAUGGCAAACGGAUAAUCACCUAUGACAAUACUAGAUCCAUCGCUAUUAAAGUCAAAACUGCCAUGGAGUACAACCUGGGCGGCAUCAUGGUGUGGAGUAUAGAUACUGACGACUUCAGAGGCUUAUGUGAGAAGGACAGGGAAACUGAGACGUAUCAUGAAUUUGUACAAUCUUACAACCGAAUCGUCGACGACCCGAUUAUGAAGAAAGCUUUAAAAUCUCUCAAUCUACCGGAUGGUGGUCGCAUUGAAAAUUUGAGUCGACAAAGAGCAUACGUCCUGUCAAACAACAAACUCCAGCUACGUCUCCCAACUUCGCAGUACCCCAACUACGCUCUAAUGCACGCUAUCAAUGAUGCCACUACUCUAGCUCUAGAAGAGAAGAGAAUAUUAGAUGAAAUGAACAGAGUUAUGAAGCAGAAUGAAAUACCCGAUGAACCGGAUUCUGCAAAUCGUCUUAGUAUAAAGCCCAUACGCAUUAUUCAAUUAGCCGAGAAGCGGUUAGCCGCAGCCAAAAAUGUGAAUGAAAAAAAAUAUUUUAUUCGCUCUACAACACGUCCGAUAAAUCACUCUGGUCGCUUGUAGCGCAAAAUACAUUCACAAUACAUAAGUAACAUGCGUACGAGUAUGUGAGUUUCCUGACGUUAUUUAUGUGUAGGUUUAAUAUGUAUAAAUUUCGUCAUUGGAUUUAGUUGGUUAUGAAAACAAUGUAUUAAAUAUUUUAUAGAACCUAGUAAUAAUUUUAGUAAGCUCCAUCCUUAAUCUGUCCAUUAU